AUGUCAACUCCUAUACGCUGGUGCAUCGCCUCCUGUCACUUCCUACGACGGUACAUCGCCUCCUGUGAACUCCAUACGCCGGUACAUCACCUUCUGUCACUUCCUACGCUGGUAUAUCGCCUCCUGUCAACUCCUAUGCCCGGGGAAUCGCCUAUUGUCACUUCCUACGCCGGUACAUCGCCUCCUGUCAACUCCUAUACACCAGUUCAUCAUCUCCUGCCAACUCCUAUACGCCAGUACAUCGCCUCCUGCCAACUCCUAUACGCCAGUACAUCGCCUCCUGCCAACCCCUAUACGCUGGUACAUCGCCUCCUGUCAACUCCUAUACGCCAGUACAUCGCCUCCUGUCACCUCCUACGCUGGUACAUCGCCUCCUGUCAACUCCUAUACGCCGGUACAUCGCCUCAUGUCAACUCCUAUACGCUGGUACAUCGCCUCCUGACAACGCCUAUACGCUGGUACAUCGCCUCCUGUCAACUCCUAUACGCUGGUACAUCGCCUCCUGCCAGCUCCUAUACGCCAGUACAUCGCCUCCUGCCAACUCCUAUACGCUGGUACAUCGCCUCCUGUCAACUCCUAUACGCCAGUACAUCGCCUCCUGACAGCUCCUAUACGCUGAUACAUCGCCUCCUGUCACUUCCUACGCCGGUACAUCGCCUCCUGUCAACUCCUAUACACCAGUACAUCGCCUCCUGCCAACUCCUAUACGCCAGUACAUCGCCUCCUGCCAGCUCCUAUACACCGGUACAUCGCCUCCUGUCCACUCCUAUACGCUGGUACAUCACCUUAUGUCAACUCCUAUACGCCGGUACAUCGCCUCCUGUCAACUCCUAUACGCCGGUUCAUCGCCUCCUGUUAACUCGUAUACGCCGGUACAUCGCCUCCUGCCAACUCCUAUAUGCUGGUACAUCGCCUCAUGUCAACUCCUAUACGCCGGUACAUCGCCUCCUGUCAACUCCUAUACGCCGGUUUACGCCUCCUGUUAACUCCUAUACGCUGGUACAUCGCCUCCUGACAACUCCUAUACGCUGGUACAUCGCCUCCUGA
This is a messenger RNA of Mizuhopecten yessoensis (Yesso scallop), 1047 nucleotides long. RefSeq lists its product as uncharacterized. Lineage: Eukaryota; Metazoa; Mollusca; Bivalvia; Pectinida; Pectinidae. The transcript has a single exon. The record is from RefSeq and is a predicted model, not a curated record. The coding region runs from base 1 to 1047 and encodes 348 amino acids.